This is a messenger RNA of Dicentrarchus labrax (European seabass), 6348 nucleotides long. RefSeq names its product complement C5a receptor 1 (gene c5ar1). Gene Ontology annotation, cellular component: plasma membrane. The transcript is spliced from 2 exons. The record is from RefSeq and is a predicted model, not a curated record. Gene Ontology annotation, biological process: positive regulation of cytosolic calcium ion concentration; phospholipase C-activating G protein-coupled receptor signaling pathway; chemotaxis. NCBI's taxonomy places the organism in Eukaryota, Metazoa, Chordata, Actinopteri, Moronidae. Gene Ontology annotation, molecular function: complement receptor activity; G protein-coupled receptor activity. Bases 90 to 1133 code for a protein of 347 amino acids.
ACACACACACACACACACUUAAAAGCAGAACAGCGCCAUAACUUCCUAGUAGCAGAGUGGGUGCAACACUCACCGAUCACUGAAAACGAAUGGAAGAAAUCAUGGAUUAUAACGAUGACCCCUUCAUCGACUAUAACACGACUGACUAUAAUUUCACUUUUCCUGACAUUACGGGCCCCCCUGAGAUUCAACCGAUCCAGAUAGUGGCUCUGGUCUUCUACGGCCUUGUGGUCCUGCUGGGUGUCCCUGGAAACGCUGUGGUGGUGUGGGUGACCGGGUUCUGCAUGCCCCGCUCUGUCACUUCCCUCUGGUUCCUCAACCUCGCCCUGGCAGACCUUCUGUGCUGCCUCUCCAUCCCUCUGCUCAUGGACCCCAUAGCGCACGACGACCACUGGCGCUUUGGCCCGCUGGCUUGCACCCUGGUCAAAAGCCUGUUUUACCUGGUGAUGUACUGCAGUAUUCUGCAGCUGGUUCUGAUCAGUGUGGAUCGCUGGAUGCUGGUCAGCAGACCCGUCUGGUGUCAGAACAACAGGCGACCUAAGAAGGCUGCUUGCGUGUGCGUUGCCAUCUGGUGCCUGGCCCUGAUAGGCAGCAUCCCUCAGUUCGUCUACACCAAGGAGAUCACAGCAGGUGACCACAAGCGAGAGUGCGUGACAGUGUUCUCUCUGCGCAGCGCCUGGGUCGUCACCUCCUACCGCUUCCUGGUGGGAUUCUUCCUCCCGUUCCUGGUGAUCGUCGUCUGUCACUUGGUGGUGUACCGGAGAGCAGAGAGCGGACUCUCACGCGGUCGGCCCCGCUCCAAGCGCACCCUGAGGGUCAUCAUCGGUGUGGUGCUGAGCUUCUUCCUGUGCUGGCUCCCACUUCACAUUGUGGACUUUCUCAACUUGGUAACCCCUAGAAACUCGCACCACAGCCCCAGUGUCUACCUGGCGCAAGUUUUAACGCUCUGCCUGGCAUACUUCAACAGCUGCCUUAACCCGCUGCUCUAUGUGUGCCUGGGCCGGGGAUUCAAAGACAGCAUGAGCCGCUCCCUGCGCAACGUGCUCCACUUCAUCAGCGAGGAUCCCAUGACCAGAGUGAGCAUCACUAAUAACGACACCAAGAGCACCAGCAACGAGACUGCUAAAGUCUGAGGGUGUGUGCACUUUGAUGUUAUUAUAGAAGUGUUGUUAUUUCCAAAAGCCACUUAUGGCUGAGGUUUCCCACACGUUGAUUUAGUUUAUAUAGGGCGUGAGCUCACUUACUGCUCUGAACAUGGACUUUAUAACCACUGGGGUUCACCAUAAACUGGAAUCAAUGUUUAAAAUCAAUCGUUGACACAUGGUCAAAUAAUGUCAGUCUGAAAAACACAUUUUAGCUUUUAAAGUGUGAACACACAAUGAUCUUUUCUUUCUGCUGAGGCAGUUGGGUGGUGUUAUCAAGACUGACUCAGGUUUGCAAUCCAGGAACUAUUAGCCAAUCUGCAGUAUUUCCUUUUACCAUCUGUGUUGCAUACAACAAAAUGAUCAACACUUCUGUUUUUGAGGCCAUGCAUGUGAAUGACCUCAGACCGUGUUUCUGUUACAGAUGCAAAUGUACAAAUUGUCUUAUUUCUGUAUUACCUAUGUGUGUGUGUGUGUGUGUGUGUGUGCUGCAGCUCAAGUUUGAAGAAAUUUCUAUUAUUUUAUAUAACAGUUAUUGUAACUUAUAUCUGAUUACCGCAUGUACCAGUAGCAUUCCCAUAGUGGUUACAAAAAGACACAACUUGUGUAAUAGUACUCUGCAUGGACCACAUGAGGGAGCCACACUCUAAUGUCUGAUGGCCCAUGAGCAUGUACAUGGUGAGCUCCUAGUCAGAGACCCUUUGGUUUAAUGUUAGGCACCCUGAAGACAAUAGAUUAGAGAGGAGAUUGGACAGGUAACAUGAGCUUUGGCUAUGUUUGGAGAUUUCUCAAAUAUAUGCAAUUCAGACAAAUACAGAAGAAAUGUAAAUUCAUAAUAAUUGUCGAACACUUGCCUAAUGCAUGACUAAUGUAUAUUAAUUUAUGGUGUUUUAGACAGAUUGUCUUGUUGUACCACCGCCACAAAAUUUAAGAAUAAACAAAACAAUUAAAAUGUGUUAAAAUUAUUGUACCAUAAUUAAGAGCAAAAUUGCCUUUAUUUACAGACUACAUUCAUUCCAAACAAGGCCACAUGAUGGUAUAUACAGAAACAUACAUAUUUACAAGAGUGUCUGAGUCUCUGUCCCUGUGUUUCAAUGAAUCCGUGCACUUACACAUUAUAUAUGUGCAUGCAUGCAUGUACACUGGUCCCUUACUAUGGCCUCUACUAAACCCAUUCCUGACUCACAGACAUCUGUUUAUGCUCAUUGGUCCCUAAAGCAGCUGGCAGAAGAAGAGAGGUAAUGGACGGUUCACUUCAGUGUGAAUCCACAGUUUACAAAGAGGCAGAGCUGAGUGUAUUGGACGACAAAGAUAAAGGGACUUUCCCUGCUUAGAGAUUCACAAUCAGCCCAUGAAUGUAGAGACUGUAGGAAAAACAAAUCUAAAGAUAGAUUUGUACCAUUAGACGUUUGUUCGCUCCUGCACAAAUUAGUUUUCUAUAGGAUGCUGGCUAAGUGCAGGGCAAAUCCAUCCUUAAAAGCUUCAGGUCUUACCACACACUAACAUUUUAGAAAUGCUUUAUUUUAUGGGUCUGUAAUUUCCAGAUAAUGUCCUAAGCAUUUCUAAAUCAUUUCCAAGAAGUUUCCUGGAAUGAACUAUGUAAUUUGGUACUGAUUUGUAGGAAAAUAGAGCCAGCGUUCAAAUGGUACACUCCAGUUCAUUCCAAUUAAUUGGUAGCAUAACCUAGCAAGGCUUUAGCUAACCAUGCAAAAUGUGAAAGUUUGAGCAUGAAGUUUCCAAUAAUAGUUGGGUUUAAAUGGAGCUGUUCUUUCAAAGAAAUUCCUGUUUUCCCCAUGAUUAGUAGAAAAUUACAUAGUUCUUUCCAGGAAACUUGGAAACAUGGGAAGUGAUUUGGAAAUUGUAUUUGGACCCAUCAAAUACAGCAACAUUUCUUAGAAAUGUCAGUGCCAUAAAUCGCUUUAGUCUCAUUUGUAGAGCUUUGGUGUUUGGCAAGACUUCACUUUUGACAGUGUACCCAUUCGCUGUGUGGAAUUGGAUUUGGCCAACUCGACACUGUAGGAAUUAAUUAACCAUACAUCUGUGAUUAAUUAACUAUAAGACCAACACACAUCAAGAAAAAACUGUCAGGAAAUCCAGUCACUUAGCUUCAAUGUGGUCCAUGUCAACAGUGUAACUUUGCAUCACAUCAAUUAUCACCAAUUAGAAAAGGAUAAUGCCCAUUAGUCUAGUGUCUGAUGGUUGUCAGCUACAAGAUAAAUUAAACCAGAUACUACAGACGGAUGAUAUCCAGCAGAUCUUUAAUCAUGUCCAUUAAUGUAAUUUCCUCUUACUAAGAACAUACUGUAAUUAGAGGUAGGUUGAGUAUAAAGACUGGAUUGGCUAGUUAAGAUAAGAUGACCAAAAGUAGCAGCCACAAUGUUGCUCUGACGACGGCUUUACAACACAGUAGUAACGGUUACAGGUAGUACUACCUCAUACAGUAGUCAUUACUUUGAGGGACCCUGAGCGGAAUCUGAGGAUCUUCUUUUUGAGAGCGUGGGAGGCUUUGAUCUUAACAAAGGCUUUUGGUUGAGAGGGAGCAUUGGCAGUGGCCUGUGGUGAAGGUGAGGAUGAGGAAGAGGUAGAAGCAAGGCGUGGUGGCAGCUGCUGUGGCCACACCAGCCCCCCACUCUCAUCUGAGUCACUGGACAGUGAGCUGGAGGCCGGGGAAUACACCUCACUCAUGCUGGACUCGGACUCUGCGGGGGCGGCACCAGCGUAACCUUCCUCUCCCUGACAGAGAGGCGCUCUCUCCUGAAAGUCUGGGUGCCAGCGCUGGGUGUGCUGUUGGUGGUGGUAGUUAUGGGGUUGGGAAUGGGGACAAGAAUGACCGUGACGAUUUUUUCGGGGGGGUCGUCUCUGUGCCUGCGCGGUUAGGGGUUCCCCUUCAUCCUGGCUGAGCUCCAGGUUGGAGCACCAACGUCGGCUCCCAUUGUGGCUGUUGUUGGCCACCUGUGGUCCAGUGACUUGGCCUUGGUUCUGAGCAAGAUCCCCUCUGCCUUGGUGCCUCUCUGUGGUGCUGUACCUGCGCUCUGGCAAUACUCGCUGGCCCAGGAGGCUGUUUUCAGACUGGGACCGACUGGUUUUACUGCUUGAUUUCUUGGCUUUCUGACGCUCGUUGUGGCUCUUCUUAGAGGUUCUGGGCUUGGAGUUCGGGUGGUCAGGAGAAGAGAUAGCUCGGUUGGGCUUAGGCUGCUCCGGGUUGUAGUGUCUCGGGGAGCGCACAGGGGCAUGGCAGCCUUGUCCAGGGAUAUACUGAGCACUUACUAAAUUGUGUUUGUGAUGAAUAGGGGGUUGUGGAUGUAAGUAAUGCUGGGGGGAUGGGGGUUCACAACAAAGGUCAAGAGCCCCAACACCACAGUUAGGGUCCAGGGAGGGCAGAGGUGAUGGUAGCCUCUCUGCCAGAGAGUGUGGCCUGGGUUGGGGGUAGGGCAGAGCCAGAUAACAGUCCUCUUCCAAAGAUGGGGCCUCUCCUCCACAGGCCUCCCCUUCCAGCAGGUCACAACCCCAGCCCUGGCUCUUAGGGUUUGCUGAAAGGUCAACGUGGGGCUGGAGAUGGGGGUCAGGAUGGCGCUGCUCUGUGGUCAGAGAAUGAGUUCUCCUGUGUAGGGAGCUGUGUCCAGAGGCACUGCAGUACGGGGGGUCGGGGCUCAGGGUUGUGCGAGGCUGACACGGCCGGGGUGGGAGGUUGUGGCGCUGGAUGAGACUUAGGAUGUAACCUUCUACCCUCAAGGCCUGCUGGUAGUCCUCCUCAGUGAUCAGAUCCUCUGCCUGCUGCUGCCAGGCUUGGUUGGCUCCAUUGGGGUCCCAUUGCCAGGAGUCCACUGCUAUACCCUCUUCAGCAAUGCCCUCCAGAGGUGGGUAAGGGGCAGAGAAAGAGCGAGGCAGGGUGGUGCGUAGGCAUGGCACAUCCAGUUCUCCAUUCAGCAUGAGGGGGUCACCUAGUAAUAGCAAACAAUACUGUUACAGGCAUUAUUAAAAUACUGCAAACAAAGAAAAAACCUAAAUCUAAGUAAUAAUCCAUGAUGUAGUGUCCUUAAAUAGCAAAGUAAUGGACAAGAAAACUUGUUAAAGAGAUGGUUAUUAUCAGUAUUGGCGCAUCUAAAUCUUAAAUCUUAAUUUCACUUCUACUGUAUGUAUUGGUGCUGCUUUAAACAAAUGUUUUCAUUUAACGGAAUAUUAACACUUAUAAAACAAUUUGGGCUUUGAACUACCAAUAUAGUAGCAGCGAGACAAAAAUUACUCCAUGCUUCAAAGCAAAUCUUUUAAAAAAAGUGUGCAUCUCUGUUUUUUAAUGUCUAUGGGUUAGUGGCAAGACAAUAGAUCCCAGAGAAGAAUAACAAAUCUGUCCUCUUUUGAUUUUAAUUUUUGAAAAAGGAAAAGAAUAUAAUCUCUGAUUCAGAUAGCUUAUAAUGUGUUAUAAUGUUAAAUUAGUGAUUUUUCACUCACACAUAGAACAAGAAUGUUUUUGUGUAUGUUGCUACUUCUGAGGAUGAAUGUGUGUGAGAAAUGGAAGUGUACCUCUACUUUUUCUUACCCACAGACUUUGGCCUGUCGUUGGUGGAAGCCCAGGAAGAGAGUGUUUCUGCAGGCUCAGUGGAACAAGAUCUUGCUUUUGGCGAGUGACCCUCACUCAACUCAUAGAAACCUAGGAAAUACGAUUAUAGAGGAAGAGGAGAUGACUAUCUCAUUUGUCAUAGCUCAGUGAUCAUUCCAGUUCUCUAAUAAUAUGCUGCUGGAUGCAGGCAGUGUCUCACCGUAUUUCUCAAAUAGGUCACAAAACAAAAUUACAAGCAACUGGAGCAUGAAUGAACAAUAAGAGCAGAAAUAAAUUACAAACUCAUUAUAGGAUAUGUCAAAAAGCAAAGUCAAAAAUAUGAGUUUGUAUGUAUAGAGCAAAUAUCUGUUAUCUGCUCACUGGCUCCAUAGAAAGAAUAAACGAAAGAAACAAAAGAAAAUUAAGAUCUGCACAUUUAGAAAACUCUUAACUGCAUGCAUGUCAGAGCUGAGAUCAAAGAAAAGGUUUAAUACUAUGGACGUACCAGAACUUGGCUGACUGUUGCCCGUGUCUCCUUGAGCUCCAUCAUAGCAGUCAUCGUCGGUGUCGAUCCUCAGCUCUCCCACCUGCUGUUCCAGCGCCUGCAUCAGGCCCCAUGGGGAACUCUGAAGGGCACUCUGAAACACAAAUAAACACACUCAGACUGUU